This is a messenger RNA of Venturia canescens, 1175 nucleotides long. RefSeq lists its product as uncharacterized. The record is from RefSeq and is a predicted model, not a curated record. NCBI's taxonomy places the organism in Eukaryota, Metazoa, Arthropoda, Insecta, Hymenoptera, Ichneumonidae. The coding region runs from base 2 to 862 and encodes 286 amino acids. The transcript has 7 exons.
CAUGCUCAGCACUUGCGAUACGGGUGCUUCAGUCUCUCCUGGAUUCCUAAAGAAAACGAAAUAUUUCCAUCGUCCCUCAUCUUCUUUCGAUAGGUGUGCCGGAGAAAUGGGAUCGUCGUCGUCGUCGUCCUGUCAGGCAGUGAAAGUCCGCACAACCAAGCAGCUGCAAUCAGUCUUCGCGAGGAUGUGCACAUGGAAGACGAAGCGAAAUAAGAAAAAACAGAAUUCAUAUAUUACUGUGGCCCAAAGUGUUGAUGAGCAUAUUUAUAGUGAUAUAGAACCACGUCCACUAACUCCCAGGUCAAUGGAUAUAUCCCCAGCUGACGUAAGUCUCACAGGGAUCAACACACACGCUGUGUCUGAAAUCCAUACUUCCGAGGCACCGGAGUCUGCUCACCUUAUCGAAGAAGCUUUAAAAAUCAUCAAAGAGUCUCACGAUAUACUAAGCAUUGAAGUUGCUGCUUCUUUACUUAAAAGCGAGAACUACAACAUACAGUCCAUAGAUUCAGUUAUAAUCCAGGAAGGGACCAAAAUCUUUAAUCAGCAAUGGUACGCCGUCAAUAAACAAACAGGAAUUAUAGAAGCCAAUGGGUCAUGUAUUCCAGUACGCAUAGAAAAACUGAAUAAGCUGCCAAAUGAAAAGGAAAAUGAAGAAGACCCAGAAUAUAUCAUAAUGGACCGAGGAAAUAAGACCAAGGAGAAAUUUAAAAACAAAUAUGGCGAACAAGAGGAAACAGUACGAAAAAAAACGAAUAAAAAAUUAGAAAAAAAAUCUAACUUGUUUGUCAUCGUCAACAUCAAGAAAGGAACAAAAAAAAAAAAGUUGCGUCAACAAAAUUCAUCCAGUGGGAGUACGUUUUAACCGCAGUCUUUAUUCUAAGUCUGCGAACUUGUUCCAUCAAAGAUCAACAAUCGUCUACAGGGUCAAAGUUCUAACAUAAAAUUUAUAUAAAAGCUGUAUAAAAGCUUUAAUAAAAAAGCUCUCUUUUAUCUGACCUUAUUUUCAAAACUCGAAAACAAGUUCAUCGUAUUUUUAUUGAUAUACAAAUUUUAUUUUUCAAUUCCUUGACUACUGGAUUCCCAAUAAACUCUGUUUUGGGAAACUUGCUGUAUAUUGAUGACUUUUCGAGGCCUCUCAUGGUGACUUUUAUGUUUUGAGAAAAUGAUGAGAAUUU